UAACCAUCGGCCAUCGCAGAAGAUAAUGAAUAUCUGGCGGAAGCUGACGAGGAUGCUGGGCUUUGUGAGGCGGACACCACGCAGGCGGAAAGCGCGAGUGCUAUUCGUCGGGCUGAAUAACGCCGGCAAGAGCACACUGCUGAACCGUCUGAAACCGGAACGCGAACAACUGUCAAGAAAACUGAUCGCGCCCACCGUCGGUUUUACCACCGAUAUGUUCGUGUUCAACAACGUCAAGUUCACCGCCAGCGACAUGUCUGGCCGGGACGGGUACCGGAGCAUGUGGGAGUCCAUGUACGGCCAGUGCGAUGCCAUCGUGUUCGUGGUAGACAGUACGGACCAGAUGCGAUUUGCUGUGGUCAAGGACGAGCUGGACAUGAUGCUCCGACACCCUGACGUGGCCGAUCGACCGGACCUGCCCAUACUGUUCGUGGCCAACAAGACUGCGGCGCCAGACGCGUGCGGCGCAUCUGCCAUGGCCGGAGCACUCAGACUGCAUGAGCACAUGGAACAGGACCGUCCUUGGCGGUUGGCCAGCACGGACGCAAUAUCGGCGGCCGACCAGCCGGCCGACGACGGGUUGAGCGACGCCAUGGAGUGGCUGGCGGAAUUGGUCAAGUUCACCCGUCGGCGAUGAAAUGUCCGUUCGUCUCCAUACUCGCAAAUAAUUGAAUAACAUUUUAUAAUUUUUUUUUUUUUUGAGAUGUUUUUUUUGUUGUUAUUAUCAUCGUUCCCCCGUACACGAAUUCGAAAAUGAUAUUCGUCCAAUUCAGUGUCUCUUAUUUUUGGUAAUUUCGAGUAGUAAACACUUUUAAGUAAGUAUAGCACAUAAAUGACACGCGUGAAGGCUUUGCCCUUUUAAUUUAAAUAAAAGAACUACGUGCUUUAACCUGUACUGGCUGUACUACAUUAACUAACCCGUGGUGAACUAUUUAACGUAAGACAGUCAUUAUUUUAAAAACGAUAUAACAAUAUUAGGUAUUUAUAUAAUGUUUCCGAAAAUAUGUUUUCAAAUAAUUUAAGUCGUUAUAAAACAACAUGAGAAUAAUUAUAAUUUUAUCACCAUCAUUUUUUUCUUUUUUUUCUUUGAAAUGAUAACAUACAUUUUAUAUUUCAUUUACCGGAGCGGAGUAUUAAACGGAAUACUUUAUCUAUGAAAAUCAAAUUGAAAACAAGUAGCUUAUGUAUUUAUAUGGUACUCAUGUCUAAGUUAUAUGUAUUUAAAGUUCAAAUGAGGGGAGUUGUAGUCCAACAAAAGCUAACAAGUACCUACCCCUGCAGUAGUCUACUCAUGUGUUCAUCAAUUGCGCCGAAUUUGGGACACUAUCCUGUAUAAUAUACAUCUAUUGCUCUAGCAAAAAAGGUAUUCUGAAAAGAUAUGCAUCAAUUGCGCAAUUAAGAAUAAAUGAAAAUAAAAUGCAAAACCCGUCUCAGUCAAUUUAUAAUUUUAUUCUAUAAUUCGUCAAUACUGAAGUUAAUACGUAACAAAAUUAUCGAAUUCAUCGGUUUUAACAUUGUUUAUUUAUUAGAUAUUUCCUUACUUAUUAAUUUCAACGGGUUUUCCGUUAAAUCUUCCAUUGCACUCCGCUGUACUAGAUUAGAUAUAAUAUGUCAUAGAGAACUGUAGUUUUACACUCGUCUAUGUACCUACAGCUUAGAGUUGAAAUUUUUUUCGGCACACCGCCAUUUACUGCCUUUUUUGGUAAGUUCUUUACAUGAGAAUUUAUAAUUUUUGGUAAACAAAUAAUUCUUUACCUAUAUUCCAUACCUAAUAAAUAAGAGCACAAGCCGCAACAACUAGGUAUAUAUGUAUAAAGCGUGGAAUUAAACUGAAUAAUACUAAGGAUUUAUAAUAUUAUAAACGAAUAGUAUUUGUCUAAAUUUUAUUGUAUCUUUAUCAAUUAUUAAAAUUUUAUAAAUUAUAAAAAUAAUAGUUUUCAAACGUACCUUAUACUUUUGAAGACAAUGUGGUAGAUUAUAGAUUAGCACACUUAAUAUAAAACUAGGGAAUCCAACACUAGAACACAGAUCGAUAGGCUCAAAUGAUGAAUACCUGUGUAAAAUAUUGAUUUUCAAAUUUUAUAAACUUAAUUUAUUAUCUAUUUUUAUUUGCACGAUUUGGUAUGAUCAUUUUAAUAUAAGAAAUAUGUACUAAAAUUCAUCACAAUUAUGAAAAUACAUUUGAAAAUUGUAUUAAAGAUUGGUUUAGAACACAGCAACUUAAAAGAGAACAAACUACUGAUAUAUCAAAUAUCUUGAUCUAAUUUAUAACUAUAGAUAAAUGUACUAUAGAUUCCCAUAAUCUUACAGAACAAAACAAAUUACUUUAAAAGUUAAAAAAAAUAUACCAAUUAAGACUUGAAAAUGUAAUACAAGAUUCCUCAGUAGUCAUAAUAGCAGUUGAAAAAUAUUA
This is a messenger RNA of Myzus persicae (green peach aphid), 2413 nucleotides long. RefSeq names its product ADP-ribosylation factor-like protein 6 (gene Arl6). Gene Ontology annotation, biological process: intracellular protein transport; protein localization to cilium; cilium assembly. NCBI's taxonomy places the organism in Eukaryota, Metazoa, Arthropoda, Insecta, Hemiptera, Aphididae. The record is from RefSeq and is a predicted model, not a curated record. Gene Ontology annotation, cellular component: axoneme; cytoplasm. Gene Ontology annotation, molecular function: GTP binding; GTPase activity. The transcript has 2 exons. Bases 26 to 637 code for a protein of 203 amino acids.